CUUGGUCUUACCAAUCCGAUUCUUCAUUGAACAGCAACGAAGGAAUUCGCAGAGAGUUCUGAGCGCAGCAAUAGCAGCAAGAAGACUACCAACAAAGAGCAGAGCGACAAAACAGCGGAGAGCAGGAUGGCCACCAGCGGUAUUGUCGAGUCAUUUCCAACGGGCGCACUGGUUCCCAAGGCGGAGACGGGAGUGCUGAACUUCCUGCAGAAGUAUCCGGAGUACGAUGGACGCGACGUCACCAUAGCCAUCUUCGAUUCCGGCGUCGAUCCCCGGGCAACGGGACUGGAGACGCUGUGCGAUGGAAAGACCGUUAAAGUAAUAGAGCGGUACGACUGCUCCGGAUGCGGCGACGUGGACAUGAAGAAGAAGGUGACGCCGGAUGAGAACGGAAACAUAAAGGGCCUGUCCGGAAACUCUCUCAAGCUGAGUCCGGAGCUGAUGGCUCUGAACACAGAUCCGGAGAAGGCGGUGCGGGUGGGCCUCAAGAGCUUCAGCGAUUUGUUGCCCUCCAAGGUGCGGAACAAUAUUGUGGCCCAGGCCAAGCUGAAGCACUGGGACAAGCCACAUAAGACGGCCACUGCAAAUGCCAGCCGCAAGAUUGUUGAAUUUGAGUCACAAAAUCCAGGAGAAGCCUCAAAACUGCCCUGGGAUAAGAAGAUAUUGAAAGAAAAUCUAGACUUUGAGCUGGAGAUGUUGAAUAGCUACGAGAAGGUGUACGGCGACAUUAAGACCUCCUACGACUGCAUCCUUUUUCCCACGGCCGACGGCUGGCUGACAAUCGUCGACACGACGGAGCAGGGCGAUCUGGAUCAGGCUCUGCGCAUUGGCGAGUACUCGCGAACGCACGAGACCCGCAAUGUGGACGACUUUCUUUCCAUAUCGGUGAACGUCCACGACGAGGGCAACGUACUGGAGGUGGUCGGCAUGAGCUCACCCCACGGCACCCACGUAUCGUCUAUUGCCAGCGGCAACCAUAGCUCCCGGGACGUGGAUGGCGUGGCGCCGAAUGCUAAGAUCGUAUCGAUGACCAUCGGUGAUGGUCGACUUGGGUCUAUGGAAACCGGCACGGCACUAGUGCGUGCCAUGACCAAGGUGAUGGAACUAUGUCGCGAUGGCAGACGGAUCGAUGUUAUCAACAUGAGCUAUGGCGAGCAUGCCAAUUGGUCGAAUUCUGGCCGCAUUGGGGAGCUCAUGAACGAGGUUGUCAACAAGUAUGGCGUGGUGUGGGUGGCUUCGGCCGGCAACCAUGGUCCGGCACUUUGCACUGUGGGUACUCCGCCGGACAUCAGCCAGCCCAGUUUGAUCGGAGUGGGCGCGUACGUAUCACCCCAAAUGAUGGAGGCCGAGUAUGCGAUGCGAGAGAAGCUGCCCGGCAACGUGUACACCUGGACAUCGCGAGAUCCCUGCAUCGACGGAGGUCAGGGCGUGACCGUGUGCGCUCCGGGCGGAGCCAUUGCGUCCGUGCCCCAGUUUACUAUGAGCAAGUCCCAGCUAAUGAACGGUACCAGCAUGGCGGCACCUCACGUCGCCGGCGCCGUGGCUCUGCUCAUCUCCGGUCUGAAGCAACAGAACAUCGAGUAUUCGCCGUACAGUAUUAAGCGGGCGAUCAGCGUCACUGCCACCAAGCUGGGCUAUGUGGAUCCCUUUGCUCAGGGCCAUGGCUUGCUCAAUGUCGAGAAGGCAUUCGAGCAUUUGACAGAGCACCGCCAGUCCAAGGAUAAUAUGCUCAGGUUCUCCGUGCGCGUGGGCAACAACGCAGCCAAGGGAAUUCAUUUGCGUCAGGGCGUGCAACGUAACUUCGUCGAUUACAACGUUUUUAUAGAGCCUAUCUUCUACAAUGACAAGGAGGCGGAUCCCAAGGACAAGUUUAACUUCAAUGUACGGCUAAAUCUGAUUGCCUCGCAACCGUGGGUGCAGUGUGGAGCUUUCUUGGAUCUCAGCUAUGGCACCCGCUCCAUUGCCGUGCGCGUCGAUCCCACUGGACUCCAGCCAGGCGUUCACAGCGCUGUGAUUCGGGCUUAUGACACUGACUGCGUGCAGAAGGGCUCUCUCUUUGAGAUUCCUGUCACAGUGGUGCAGCCCCAUGUGCUGGAGUCGGAUCAGAACACACCCGUCUUCGAACCCGCCUCUUCCAAGGGAGACAACAGUGUGGAGUUUCAGCCAAACACCAUUCAAAGAGACUUCAUCCUGGUACCAGAACGUGCUACUUGGGCGGAGCUGCGUAUGCGUAUCACCGAUCCCAAUCGUGGCAAGGACAUUGGAAAGUUCUUUGUACACACGAACCAACUUCUUCCCAAGCAAUCCUGUCGUAAGCUUGAGACUAUGAAGAUCGUAUCUGUUGGCUCGGAAAACGAAUCUGUAAUGGCUUUUAAAGUUAAGUCUGGCAGAAUUCUGGAGCUAUGCAUUGCCAAGUACUGGUCAAACUACGGGCAGAGUCACCUGAAGUACAGCUUGCGUUUUCGCGGCGUGGAAGCGCACAAUCCCAAUGCCUAUGUCAUGCAUGCGGGCAGGGGAAUUCAUAAGCUGGAGAUCGAGGCCCUGGUUGCCGAGGAUGUGCAGCCCCAGUUACAGCUGAAGAAUGCCGAAGUGGUGCUAAAACCGACCGAGGCCAAGAUCUCGCCGCUAAGCGCCACACGAGACGUCAUCCCAGAUGGACGUCAGGUGUAUCAGAACCUGCUGGCCUUUAACUUGAACGUGGCCAAGGCCGCAGAUGUGUCGAUAUACGCACCGAUCUUCAACGACUUGUUGUAUGAAGCGGAGUUUGAGUCACAGAUGUGGAUGCUUUUUGAUGCAAACAAGGCCCUGGUUGCCACCGGCGAUGCCCACUCCCACACUUCCUUCACAAAGCUCGAUAAGGGCGAAUACACAAUUAGACUGCAGGUGCGUCACGAGAAGCGCGACCUGCUGGAGAAGAUCUCGGAGGCAAACCUGGUGGCCUCAUUCAAGCUGACUAACCCGCUCACCCUUGAUUUCUACGAGAACUACAAUCAGUGCAUCGUAGGAGGUCGUAAGUACGUCUCGAGUCCGCUAAGGCUGUCCACUCGGGUGCUGUAUAUCGCUCCUAUUACCCAAGAGCGACUUACGAAGGCCAAUCUGCCCACUCAAUGCGCCUGGCUAAGCGGCAAUCUGGUAUUCCCGCAAGAUGAGGUCGGACGGCGCGUGGCUCAGCAUCCGUUUACUUACAUCCUCAAUCCCGCUGAGAAAAAGGCACACACGAAUGGCUCGAGCAACGGUUCCAGCGCUGCAGGAUCCACAGCUACAGCAGUUACUGUCACCACUGCUAAUGGCGCAAAACCGAAAGCUCCGGCGACUCCACAAGCGGCCACCUCGGUGACCAAUCCUGCGGCCGGCGAUGGAGUUUCUGUUCAGAACGACCCUCCUGUGGACGGCACAGGCAGUCCCGCCUCACCCAAAAAGGGCAAGGCCAAUGCCGACGACUAUGCCGAAAGUUUUCGCGACUUCCAAUGCUCGCAGAUUGUCAAGUGUGAACUGGAAAUGGCAGAGAAAAUCUAUAAUGAUGUGGUGGCUGCCCAUCCCAAGCAUUUGCAAGCAAACCUGCUACUUAUCCAGAACAUCGAGUCCAAUCAGCUGAAGCCGCAACUGCCGCUGACCUUCGUCAAUACUCAAAAGACAUCGCCACCAGAGGCAGGCGAGAGCGCCGACAAGCAAAAGGAGGAUCAAAAGAAACUACGAAGCGCCCUGGAGCGCAUUGUUAAGCUGGCCGACAAAGUGAUCCAGGAGACCGAUGCUGAGGCACUACUCUCCUACUACGGUCUGAAGAACGACACUCGUGCCGAUGCAGCCAAGAUAAAGACCAACAUGGACAAACAGAAAAACACUCUCAUUGAGGCGCAAUGCAAGAAGGGAAUUGCUGUGGCCAAGCUGGCUGUUUUGGACGACUGCAUCAAGGAUAGCCUGGCUGAGAUCAACGAUCUAUAUACCGAGAUUAUCAAGUUCGUGGACGCCAACGACUCCAAGGCCAUCCACUUCGCCCUGUGGCACGCCUAUGCCCAUGGCCACUACGGUCGCAUGUACAAGUACAUGGUGAAGCUGAUCGAGGAGAAGCGCACCCGCGAUCAGUUCGUGGAGCUGGCCGCCAUCAACGGCGCCCUGGGUCACGAGCACAUUCGUACUGUCAUCAACCGUAUGAUGGUCACUGCCUUUCCCAGCAGCUUCCGUUUGUUCUGA
Messenger RNA from Drosophila mauritiana, 4191 nucleotides. It is a transcript of the gene TppII, whose product is annotated as tripeptidyl-peptidase 2. The record is from RefSeq and is a predicted model, not a curated record. Gene Ontology annotation, molecular function: serine-type endopeptidase activity; tripeptidyl-peptidase activity. Gene Ontology annotation, cellular component: cytosol. The transcript is spliced from 12 exons. Bases 127 to 4191 code for a protein of 1354 amino acids. Gene Ontology annotation, biological process: proteolysis. Lineage: Eukaryota; Metazoa; Arthropoda; Insecta; Diptera; Drosophilidae.